This is a messenger RNA of Zeugodacus cucurbitae (melon fly), 1583 nucleotides long. Its product is annotated as dynein regulatory complex subunit 2. NCBI's taxonomy places the organism in Eukaryota, Metazoa, Arthropoda, Insecta, Diptera, Tephritidae. The record is from RefSeq and is a predicted model, not a curated record. Gene Ontology annotation, biological process: cilium-dependent cell motility; axonemal dynein complex assembly; regulation of cilium movement. Gene Ontology annotation, cellular component: axoneme; axonemal dynein complex. Bases 88 to 1569 code for a protein of 493 amino acids. The transcript has 6 exons.
AUUUUCACACAAAGAGCCUAAUAGAAAAAUAUAUUUUUUGAAAAUUAUCAUUUUAGAUACAAAUUAUAAUCGAGAAAAUAACAAAAAAUGGACGCAGCUGAUUUUAUUGAAAUGGCAAAACGAGCCACCGAAGCGAAAGCCGCAUCUUAUAUAAACGCCGAAGAACCACCACCAGAAGAGGCGACGGGCAAAAAGAAGAAAAAGAAAUUGACCAAAGCACAAAAACGAGAAUUGCGACUACAAAAGGAGCUGGAGUUUAAGAAAUUGGAGAUAACGGAACAUCUCAAACGUGAGCUCGAAUUAUCUAAGCGUUCGGCGUUACGUGGCAAAGAGGACUGGGAGGAAAUAUGUCGUGAGAUCAAAAUAGAAGAAUUGAAAACAGAAGUUUUGGAGUGGUCGAAGAAGACCCAUCGUGUGAUGCAACAAAAAGAUGAGAAAGUGCAUAGCCUACUCGCAGAUAUCGAGUCCACACAGGAGAUGCACAAAAGGAAUUUUGAGCGGCAUUUGCAGGUGUUGGAUUUCGCCAUCAGUUGCUACAACACUUUGAUUGAGGUUUCCAAACAACUUUACGAAAGCGAGGCUCAGCAACGUAUCGAAGAGUUCAAAGACGAACUGAACGCACAUCAGAAGAUACAAGAUGGCUUCCGUUUGAAUUGUGAAAACAUCAUGCAUUGCACGAAUUUGGUAGCGGAGAAUCAAAUGCUUACCGACUUCGACAUUUACGUCGAGAAGCAGGAUAACGUAGUGAAUACAGAGAUUGAGAAACGGUUUUGUUUGCGCGACGCGAUAAUUGCCAAAAUGAAAGCACUACACAAACAACUCAUCGACUUUAUCAACUCAUUGGUGAAUACCACGUUGGAUACGAAGAAAUACGAACACAUACACAUGCUGAUGGAUCGUCAGCGUAAUUUUGUCAGCGAAUCGGGACGUCUGAAUGAUAUCGAAUUUCGACUGACGCGCAGCGCCGGCGAAUUGCAACGUGAUUUGGUGCAUAGCGAAGUGGAGGCGCAACGUAAGCUCUCGGAUUUGCGUCUAGAGCAGGAGUAUUUCCUGCAGGUGCGCAAGGGUAUCGAACGAAAUAUCAAUAAUGAUCGGAGUGUCACAUUUGCGAAGCUACAAACACUCUCCGGUGAAUGCUAUGGCAUGUUGAAGGACUACCAAAAACUGCUUAAAUACGGCGAACUGCUGCUCUCACAUGCAGCCAAUUGUCGAAAAUUACAAACGGAAUCAGAGAAGGUUGUCGUUCCGAAGUAUGAAGAGCUCGAUGAAUCGGCUUUUGAACUAGAGGCUUUAAACUUGAAAGCUCAUAUUGAUAUAUCCGAGGCGGAGCUUUCAAAGCACAUGUAUCUAAUGAAAAACUUUUGGCACCGUCAAGCACUCGCUUCCACACAAAAUCUGCUCUUAGCCAAAGAAAAACGUGAACUAAUUGAAGAGAAUCAAAAAUAUAAGGAUUUCAUAAAGCUCAUGAGCAAACGCGAGAAUAUCGAUGAUAUGUUGAAAACUUUCACAGUGACGUCGAUAUUGCUACCGAAGGAGCUACAAUGUGAGAAUAAAUACCAUAUGAAAUGAUGCAACAGAAAUUA